Anguilla anguilla (European eel) is the source of this 4179-nucleotide messenger RNA. RefSeq names its product leucine-rich repeat LGI family, member 2a (gene lgi2a). NCBI's taxonomy places the organism in Eukaryota, Metazoa, Chordata, Actinopteri, Anguilliformes, Anguillidae. Bases 167 to 1786 code for a protein of 539 amino acids. The record is from RefSeq and is a predicted model, not a curated record. Gene Ontology annotation, molecular function: protein binding. The transcript is spliced from 8 exons. Gene Ontology annotation, biological process: inhibitory synapse assembly.
CAAGAAUCAACGGGAUAACGUGCGUAAUAAAUAAUGAAUUCGGCGAAGGGGGCUGCAGUCGAAAUGCUGAUGUCAGGGAUUCGGUGCAGCAUUCCGUGGUGCAGGGUUUAAGAGUAGCAGCCUUGUCCGGCGUUCUUAUUAUACCCAUGUGAGCCGGGCAGCCGAGAUGUUGUCUAUCGCUAUGCAUUGUACGAUACUAUGUUUAAUUGUUUUAUGUUUGGCUACACCGGUUAAUCUCAGAAGGGUUUUCAGAUGUCCUUCUGCGUGUACUUGCUCCAAGGAGUCGAUUAUUUGUGUCGGUACUUCGUCUGUCCCACGGAUUACACCUAACGACAUCAAUUCACUGAGCAUUGUAAAUGGGACAUUUUCAGAAAUAAAGGAGGCUAUGUUCUCACACAUGCCUUCUUUACAAUUGCUGCUUCUUAAUUCAAAUUCAUUGACAACCAUAAAGGACGAUGCCUUCUCUGGCCUCCCGCACCUUGAGUAUCUAUUCAUAGAGAGUAACAAGAUAGAGACAACAUCCAGAUAUGCUUUCAGAGGUCUCCGGGACCUGACCCACCUGUCUUUGGCAAACAACCACAUUAAGGCUUUGCCAAGGGAUCUCUUCAUCGAUUUGGACUCUUUGAUUGAGCUUGACCUGCGGGGGAACAUGUUUGAGUGCGACUGCCGGGCCAAGUGGCUGAUGACGUGGCUGAAAAGCACCAACGCCACAGUGUCGGAUGUGGUCUGCGCCGGCCCCGAGGACAUGAAGGGCAAACGCCUCAACGACCUCGCCAGCCUGCGCAACGAGUGCAUAUCCACAGACUUUGUCCUCCAUCAGUCAGUGGCCACAGAAUCUCUAUCAGUGGACACCUUCUCCUAUAAGAAUGACGUCUACGUGGCCAUUGCGGCCCCCACCACAGAGAGCUGCAUGGUCAUGGAGUGGGACCACAUUGAAAUGACCUUCAGGAGUUAUGACAACAUCACUGGACAGUCAAUCAUUGGAUGCAAGUCUGUCAUCAUUGACAACCAGGUUUUUGUCAUUGUGGCCCAGCUAUUUGGAGGCUCACACAUCUACAAGUUUGACGAAGACCAGAGCAAGUUCACCAAGUUUCAAGAUAUUGAGGUGACCAAGAUCUCCAAGCCUAAUGACAUCGAAGCCUUCCAGAUUGGCAACGAGUGGUUCUUUGUGAUCGCCGACAGCUCCAAGGCGGGCCUGUCCACCCUGUACAAAUGGAAUGACAAGGGAUUCUACUCCUACCAGUCCCUCCAUGAGUGGUUCCGGGACACGGAUGCGGAGUUCAUCGACUUGGACGGGAAGGCCCACCUCAUCCUAGCCAGCCGCUCACAGGUCCCGGUCAUCUACCAGUGGGAUAAGAGCUCUCAGAAGUUUUUACAGCAUGGCGACAUCCCUAACAUGGAGGACGUGGUGGCUGUCAAAGCCUUCCACAUCAAAGAGGAGCUCUACCUGGCCAUGACCCGCUACAUCGGCGACUCCAAGGUCCUGAAGUGGACCAGCAAGCAGAUAAUGGAGGUACAGGCCCUGCCCUCGCGUGGCUCAAUGAUCAUGCAGCCCUUCUCCUUCAAAGACAGACACUACCUUGCCCUGGGCAGCGACUACACCUUCUCCCAUAUGUACCUGUGGAACGAGGAGAAGAAACUCUUCGAGAGGUUCAAGGAGGUCUACAUCCAGGCACCGCGGUCUUUCACCGUGGUGUCCACGGAUCGCCGGAAUUUCCUCUUCUCCUCCAGUUUCAAAGGCAACACUCAGAUCUUUGAGCACAUCAUCAUUGAUCUCAGCUUGUGAAUGUCAGUCAGUGCCCAGGGCUUGCCCAAGUCCAACCUCUUCCUCUGUCAGAGAUUUAAGGGAAGGAGGGAGGGAGAGAGAGUCAAAGGGACAGAGAGGAUUCAUGUGUUAUCAGGUUUGAAUUCAUACUUUGCAUUUCCUGCAUUUGUAUAAAAGUUUUCAAAUAAAAAUAUCUCUUGCAGCACUCUUUUAAAUGUUUAUAUGCACAGGUAUUUACAAACAGCAGUUACUUCACCAUUAUCAUAGAGAUAAAAAGAUGCGUUACCGAUACAUUAAAAGUAUCGGUAAAGCCAAUUUCAACUUAGCUAAGAUUUUUUUUUAAUUAAAUUUUUGUCCAUGUGACUUCAGUUGCCAAAUAUUCAAUGGAGAGAAGAAUUGCCUUACCUGUUCAAAAGCUGUGAGUUUAAGUCCUUUAGCAUCCACUGUCAUUGUCCUUGCUCAUGACUGUCACCAGUAAUAUUCUCUCUAGAGGUGUACUGUAAGAGCUCCAUUUUGAAUGCAGAACCUUUGAAAGCACAAAUUCCCAGACAAGACCACACAAAUGGAUUCAAAUAACCCUUUACCUCAAAUGGUCAAGACAUAUUGUGGUCUUUUCUGUCUGUCUUGUAUUCAGUGUUUGAUAACCUUUGCAGUGUUGCCAGUAGGUCCCAAGAGUGUUCUUGGCAUUUUUGGGCUGUCUAUCAGCCAGUUCAUUAAAUGAACAGACUGAUUCUAGCUAACUUGCUUCAUAUCUUAUUACAUGGUGGGAUGUUUCCUAGAUUUUCUCUAUCCUCUAAUGCAUUUCUAAUGCAUUUUCUACUUAACUUUUAGUCGUAAAUUCAAGUUGUGCUGUACUUUCUAGAUUUUAGUGGAGUUCUUUUGUUACUGAACUCAUAAUAUGGGGACUUCUGCUUGCUCAGUUUCAUUACUCAUCAUGGACAAUUUGUUUUAUGUACAGAUUGAACCAGGGUCUGUAUCUCUGUCUAGUUUGUUUUGAUACCAAAGCUUCAUUUACCUUUAUAAACAGUCUCAAAUAUAGUGUUCAAUAUUGCGUUGUGAACUAUUUUUCAUUCAAGUCUUUACAGUCUAUAGAGACAAUGAGCACGACACAAAUCCCAAUCAGUUUAUCUUUCUAUCUGAGUAAAAUAAAUGUUGGGACAGUUGGGAAAGUGGAGCAUGGUUUGUGCAGGGAGUUUAAACCAGGGAUGAAGGAAAGUUUUACAAGACAAGCGCUUUGUAAAUGUGUAGUUUUUGAUCAACGGACAGAAAGAGAUGGAGCGAUUCUUUGUCCCGCUCAGCGUCCUAACAAAGCCUGUUUUUUCAGCCAGCGUUCACCCGGGCCGCGUGUCUGAGGAUGAUAAACUGCACCCUUUGUGGUAGCUGUCCAGAUUACAGACUGCUAGACACGUAGAGUUCUCUCUUUUGCCAUCCCCUCUCCGUGCAUCACUUUAAUACAGGCAGGAUUGUUUUCGCUUGCCAGUUUGGCAGACCUCACCAUAAACUGCAAAUUGUUGUGUUUACUGCCAGCUAAAAUGAUUGAAGUAAAUAACAUUUCAUAUGUGGCCUCCCGUUUGGCCUAAAAAGGAAAGGGUUUAAAAGGACCAGCCCCUUUUGGGCAUUUCAAUUAAUGAAGAACAGAAAGUAGAGGUAUGCUCUGUACCUUCCAGUAUCUUGUCUCUGUUGGCGUUGUUUUGUAUGUGUUUAAAUGGGGUGGGGGACGCAUUGUGAGAUUUUUAAAUUGUGUAGGACAUUGUACUCCUAAGGUUGUGGUCCAGUUCUGCCAAGUGUCCCAUUGUGCUGUAUCAGCUGCCCUGUUCUCAGUUAUUGUAUUACAAUAACUGAGAACACGUGUCUCAGUACUGGUAUGGGUUGUCAUAGCAUCAGAGCAAAUUUUUCUUGAAAAAUGUCAUUCCAGAACAAACAACAGAAGUUGAAUUUGCCUGGGUGAAUAUGUGUGUGGAAUAUGUUCUGUCACAGUCAUAUAAAUCAUUUAUUUCCUUUGUGUGAUACAAUAAUGUAAUGGCGUAACAUAUUCCAUAUUUUAACACAGGUGUUAACUAUUAAGAAACGAAUAUAUCUGUUUUCGGUGUCAUUCCACUUAGAAUGGCACAGAAUUGGUUUGCACAUAACCCAAAAAUACUAAUGCUGCCCAUGGGAGCAUGCCGUUCAAGAAUGAAUGUUUAGUGCAUUCUUAUCUGAUUAACUUUAAAUCUUGGAAAAAUCUUAACUGCAUCUACAGUAGUACUACUAUUACUCAUGGAAUUCCUUUGGCAUUAUGUCCUAUGGUACCACUUAAUCAGAUAUGCAAGCUAUAUGACAUGUAAUUGUUUUGUAUCAGGAUAGAAAUUUGGUUUUAAGCUUAUUGAAUGUUAUCCAUAUUAUUAUGACUAUUCUGGAAACUCAAAAUAAAAAUG